GGCCCGACCGCCAAGGGGUGCGCACACCACGGCGAUAAAAAUAUAUAUUUUUAGUCAUUAAAUGACAAUUUGAAAUAACACCGUGAUAAUAUUCCAUCGGGCUUCGGGCCACUGGCUGAAAACACAGAAAUGUCGUCGUGCCGCGUAGCCGCGUGCGUGGCGGCGCUGGCGGCGGUCUCCUGCGCAUUGCCCAACACUGUCUUUGCUCUUGACCUGAACAAGCUGUAUGGACACCACAAGAGAUCUGAAUACUGCCACCCGUACGAGCCGUUCAAAUGUCCAGUGGAUGGUAACUGCAUCUCUAUACAGUACCUCUGCGAUGGCGCUCCGGACUGCAUCGAUGGAUAUGAUGAGGACUCUAAGCUUUGCACCGCUGCAAAACGACCACCAGUAGAAGAGACGGCGUCAUUCCUUCAAUCACUGCUUGCGUCACACGGACCGAACUAUCUUGAGAAACUGUUUGGUAGCAAAGCGAGAGAUGCGCUUGCGCCGCUCGGGGGCGUCGAGAAGGUUGCUAUAGCCCUUUCAGAAUCCCAAACGAUUGAAGACUUCGGCGCGGCAUUACACCUCAUGAGGUCAGACCUGGAACACCUUCGCUCCGUCUUCAUGGCAGUCGAGAACGGGGACCUGGGAAUGCUCAAAUCCCUCGGGAUCAAAGACUCCGAGCUUGGCGACGUCAAAUUCUUCCUCGAGAAACUGGUUAACACCGGUUUCCUCGACUGAAUAGCACCGGAGUCUGCCUCUGAAUACUACCACAUCGUCCAAUUUGCUCCCCUUAACCCCUCAUUCUACAGCUACAUUCCCUACGACCCCCCCAAGUACAGGAGAAAGUAAAUCUCCUGUCCCUUUCUACCCCGAGCGAAUGAUGUGAUUCAAUUUAAUUUUACAGUCGAGUAUCAACUGUCGAUCAAACGAGAUCCAGAACCGGCCACAUGGACUUGAUUUGACGUCAGUUGGUCCUCAUUCUGCUUUAGAUAGAAAAAGGUUUAAUUUUAAUAGUAUAGUCAAUAUUUUUGUAUACAUUGCUUUGUCUUAUUAGGAAAAUAGCCAACGAAAUAGCUACGGUUGGGGACUUCUCGCGUCAUCGUCACUCAAACUGUUACACAAUGGUUUGUCUGACGAUCUUGACCGUAGCUACGUGUGAUGAGUGUAAGAGACAAGCGUGAAUGUCGCCCCAUCUCUUUUCUACCCGACGAAGUCAGAGGCGACUCCAUUUUACGUCAACGUCCAUAAUAAGCGAGAUAUAAAGCUAAAGAAUGAUAACGUUCGAGAGAAAAUGUCCUUAGAAUUAAUAAAUAUAAGAAUCGUUGAAAGAAUGCAUGCGCUUUAUAUCUGGCUUCUGGAGAAUUCCAGAAUAGGACCAUAAUUCAUACAUAUCAUUGUAAAACUAGUGUAGGGUAACAAUACAUAUCAUAGAUUUAAUCUGUAGCGGAUAAAGUACAAUUAUUUUAAUAUAUCGGUAUUGUAGUGUUUAUGAAACAUUUUAUAGGUCCCUUUUGGUAGGUACUUCAUCAUUGAAAUUUAAAGAUAUCUAACGAAGCAUGUUAAACGGUGCUGCACUUCCCGAACAUAUCAAAAUUAUGUGAUUAAUGAUAGAUGGUAGAUUACCUAUUGUGUGUUAUAGCGUAGUGGCAGAGUUUAUUUCCUAAUAGGUAGGAUUAUCUUCAGCGUAUGACGACUUUUGUCAAUAUAUAAUUUCCUAAGUAAUCUCACAAAUUUGUUCACUAGAAUUGUUUUAAAAAAUUAAUUCUUCAUUAAUUACCCAAUGAACAAAAUAACUUUUUGGCAUUGACGUAACUAAGUCACAAGUUUUUUUUCUCUUAUUUCAUAGAAAAGUUGCGAAUUAAAUUAAUUAUUACGUCUUAUUUUUCCACCAACAAUUAUAUAUUUAAUACAUUAUAAGCGAACUUUAACCUACUCUAGUGGACAAAAUGUAAAUUAAAAUUUUAGCAAAACACAUGUUUCAAAAUUUUAUAUCUGCCAAAUCUUUUAUGGUACCUAAUGUAAGAACUUAUCUGUUUUCAAAAUAUAUAAGUAUUAUAAACAUUUAAUACUUACAUAUUGUUUUUUUACAAAACUUAUGUCAAAUGCGGGCUAAAACGACAACGAAUUAAUGAUAACUUGACGUUGAAAAAUAAGUGUUUAAAUUUGUGAAAGGAACAAUCGAAUUGUUGAAUUAUCUCAUAAAAUUAAACAUAAAUAUUUUAAGUGUCAUGUUGUGGAAUAAUCCAUCAUUUUGGAAUCAUUAAAUUAGGAAAAUUUUGGAUGUCACAUCCAGUGGAAUAAUCAGGAGAAUAUUAGUAGGAUAAAAGAAUUAUGUAUACAAAAGAACAAAUUGAAGGUUAACUUUGCUCUGCGGUAAAAGUUACCAAUUAACUGCACACGAUUUAAAAAAAAGGAUGUAUCAUGAAUUUAGACAAUCACAAUUUCGAAAAUCAAUAUUUUGUCACACUUUAGCAAAACAUAUAUUCGACUUUUAUUAUUCCUACAUUAACAUCUUCGACAAUUUGUAACUUCGAAGAACCACUUCGGUGGAUCUUUAUUACGACAAAACAUACCUAUGACAAAUUACAGCAUUCUUAAGUGGCAAUAAUCGUUACUUUUUUGACUUUAUGGUGUAUUAAAAAAACAUUCGGACUAAUGACAGUCAAAUAUGAGUAUGUUUUGUCGAAGCAGUCUGUCAAAAUAUUAAUUUUCAAAAUUAAGACUGUCAAAAACGACAGUGGAAAAAAAAACAAUAAAAUAACAGCCUGUAUUUGUCAGAAGUUGUACUUUUCAAUCUCAUCCCCGUAGUAAUCCUUGUAGUGACAGACAUAAAAUUCGAUUUUCAUAUUAUAUUGUAGAUAGUUUGUUAGAAUAUUCUCGAAAUAUCAAUGAUUUAUAAAAUAGACAUUAAUUUUAACUUGCGUCAGAUCUAUUGAUAAUAUAUUCUACAGGAAAAACGUUAGUUGGUAUUAUGUGUUUUGAAG
Amyelois transitella is the source of this 2969-nucleotide messenger RNA. RefSeq names its product IDLSRF-like peptide. The record is from RefSeq and is a predicted model, not a curated record. The coding region runs from base 130 to 723 and encodes 197 amino acids. The transcript is spliced from 5 exons. Gene Ontology annotation, molecular function: protein binding. NCBI's taxonomy places the organism in Eukaryota, Metazoa, Arthropoda, Insecta, Lepidoptera, Pyralidae.